AUUUCAUAACUGCUUUCUAAAUUUAGUUGCUAUUAUAUUCUAAUAACGUGAUCGUUCACGUUACCUGUCAGUUUCUUGUCGAUUUAGGCCUUUGGAGCGUUAUCAUAUUCAACCGUUUUACAAUAAACGCGUAUGACAUGGAACAUCUGUGUGCCUAAAUCUGACAAAGUUGAAUAUGACGCAUUUGCUGAAGAAGUCGCCAAAUACUGAAGAAUCUGAAGCAACAGUGGCUUCGUCGUCGACGAGUAUGGAAGAAAGUUAAUCCGUAACCGAUAAUAUAAUUGAGAGCUUGCCAUCCUUAACCACACUCAGACAAAAGCGUGUCAACAUAGAGACCGAGCUUAAAUCAUUGUUGACCAAUAGCCGGAAUUUGAUAAACGAAAAGGCUCGAAGAUCGCAACUGGCAUGCCCUAAAGCAGAGUUAUAUUUUAAACUGGCCGCUUAUAAUCAAAUUAUAUCGAACAUAUUACCUCAAAUUCGCAAUGCAGAGUCAAAAGCUGCUUUCGAAGAAGGCGUUCGGAGCGUGAUAUCUGAAGUUGAAGGUAUGAUCGAUGAAAUUGAUAGUUACAUCGACUGCGAACCUGAAACAUCGUGCGUGGCACCUGACGAAAAGAACUCUAAUGUUUCAAGCGGAAGUCUGAAAGAUAACAAUCAGUCAGCUCUGGCCCAACAGCCGAAUGGUGAAAUGGGGGCGGCGAUUGACCAACUACGAGAGGAUGAUCGUCGAGAGACACCAUCUCUCCCAAAGAGUAGCUUUAUGAACACCAGGUUCAAUGACUUUGACGAACGCGAUAUGUUAGAAUCAACUCGGAGAAAAAGUGCCCGCUUUGAACCGGAGACUUUUACUACGACAGAUACACGUCGUGAAUAUACGAUUUCUUACACUUCAAGACAUUAUCAAAAUCCUUCACCAGCAAACCAGAUGCCAUUGCCAGACCAGUCGGUAGACUCCUGGAUCGAUAAUCUCCAACCAAAUCAAGCAGGAUCUAGAACGGUAAAUGAUAAAAUUUCUCUAGCUGAGCAAACGUGUUUAUCUUUGAGUUUAAAUUCUAAAAUGUGGGCUGAGCAUCAUUUGCCGCCGGUUCAAAUAAGUCCGUUUGAUGGUAGUGCUAUAAAUUGGCCUAAUUUCAUUGAAUUGUUUUAUGAAAAUGUGCAUUCACGGUUGGACGACGAUGGUCAACGCAUGGUGAGAUUGUCCUCAUAUUUGUCGGGUUCGGCGAAGCGUCGCGUUGAGGGAUUAGGUACCGCCGGCAGUCAUUACAUACUGGUUUUGAAAGAAUUGAAACGCCGCUACGGACAGUCUGUAUUUAUUGCACGGGCCGUGCUUGACCGUGUUGUGACCGGUAAGCGUAUUUCGCCUCUCUCGGCCGAUAGAUUACUUAAUUUUUCACUCAGACCGUUGCGUGACUGGCUGGGAAUCUAA
Messenger RNA from Styela clava, 1423 nucleotides. The record is from RefSeq and is a predicted model, not a curated record. NCBI's taxonomy places the organism in Eukaryota, Metazoa, Chordata, Ascidiacea, Stolidobranchia, Styelidae.